Messenger RNA from Fimicolochytrium jonesii, 1023 nucleotides. Its product is annotated as alcohol dehydrogenase zinc-binding domain protein. The record is from RefSeq and is a predicted model, not a curated record. Bases 1 to 1023 code for a protein of 340 amino acids. Gene Ontology annotation, molecular function: oxidoreductase activity. The transcript has 2 exons. Lineage: Eukaryota; Fungi; Chytridiomycota; Chytridiomycetes; Spizellomycetales; Powellomycetaceae.
AUGCGCGCCGCGGUUCUCACAUCAUUCGGCUCCGACCUCCUUCUUCAAUUCCUCCCCACCCCAACUCUCGGCACCGGCGACAUUAUUGUUGAGAUCAUCGCCACCCUCAUUGUUCCCUACCUCAAUCAAGUCCUCAGCGGCGCCCGCAAGUACCUCCUCCAACUCCCAUGCGUUCCCGGCCCUGCGGCGAUCGGCCGCGUCAACGCCGUCGGACCCGAUGCGACUCAUCUGAAAGUGGGCGAUUGGGUGUUCUGCGAUCCAACAAUCCGGAGCCGCGACGAUGCUUUGGUGCCGGACAUCACUUUGCAGGGCUUGAGCGCGCGAGAGGAGGGCGGAAUGAAACUCCAGAAAUAUUUCAAGAACGGGUCCUUUGCGGAACAGAUGCUGUUGCCGACGGAGAACUGUACAGCCAUUGGGGAGAUUGACGAAUGUGAGACCCACGGUGGCGAAACGAUAUUGAUCAGCGGCGCGACGGGGAGCUUCGGCAGCGCGGCGGUAGCCGUCGCGAUGGCUAUGGGGGCCGGGCGUGUGGUUGCACCGGGACGCAACGAACACGCUUUGGCGGACCUCCAGAAAAGGUUCGGAUCUCUUCUGCGAACGUGUGUUUUGUCUGGCGUUGAGGACGACGACCGUGAAAAUAUGAUGCAGGCAGCAGGGGCCCUUAUUGACUGCGUGUUGGACAUCCUGCCGCCCUCAGCGAGACCAAUGCCGGUGCGGGCGGCGAUCAUGGCCGUCCGACCAUAUGGCAGAGUGGUGCUCAUGGGCGGCGUCGGCAUGCUUGGCGGGCCCGGAUUGGAGAUUCCUUACCCGUGGAUCAUGCGGAAUUGUAUCACCUUGAAAGGACAGUGGAUGUACUCGGUCGAUGCGCCGACGCAUUUGGCAAGGCUAGUGCGGGCUGGCUUGCUGGAUUUGGGGCAGUUUGAGAUUGAGAUUUUCGGGCUUGAGAAUGUCAAUAAGGCCGUGGAGCAUGCGGUGGCCACCGCUGGACCGUUUAGGAUGACUGUGUUAACACCCCGAGCAUAG